AGCAUAAUCAUUAUGAUCAUCGGUCCGACUAUUCCAGAGAUACACACUGCAAUCAGGAAAAUGAUAUGAAACUGUCGCAUGGUACAGAUUAUUGAAAGUGGCCAUUUUCAGACUCAAAACAGUUAAUGUUUGAAACCGAUUGCUGAUUGGGGUGUAAACCUGAAAAGACUUUGGUAAGAUGGAUACGGUACGUGUAGGAAUCAACCUACUCAUACUUGGUUGGCUUUUCCAAAGCGGUCUUUCCGAUGAUCACGUUGCAGGCCAGUGGAGUAGACCCUUGGAUCAUAUUAAUAAGACGUGCUGUAGGGUUUAUAGCUGUGGCCAACCAUCGGUGAACACAGGUAACAGACACAGACAUGACGGAAGACAGACGGUUCCCGGAUUCGUACAGCCCUGUGAGAUUUGCUGUGACUGUAAGCGCAUGGGGCUGGGGAAUUACCAAUGCGAUUUAUGCUUACAUUACAAUCAACAAUUCUCUGCUACUUGUACCAAAACUCUUCAUGCUUGGUAUGGCAGAGCACAGUUCGUCGAUCCUGACAACUGCAGUUAUUUGUCCAUUUUCCAGUCGACAGAGAGCGCUUCCGAUAUGGAAGAAAGCGCGUCGAUUAUGUCAGAAAGCACUUCGGUCAUGACAGAGAGCUCUGCCACUAUGUCAAGAAGCACUUCAGUUAUGACAGAUAGGUCUGAGGCUAUGUCAAGUAGCAUUUCGGUUUUUACAGGAAUCCCUUCAAUAAAGACAGAAUCAUCGAUGUCAUCGGGUUUCAAGACAACUUUGUCAUCAACACAAAUGACGUCCUACUUAACGAGUUCCGAAAGGGAGGAAUCUUCGACACCCGUUGCCCAACAUCAACUGCGUACCCUCUCUAUAGCCAUACCACUAUUGUGCAUAACAAUUAUUAUACUCGUCAUGUCUAUGUCUUUUUUCAAACGAAGAAGAAGAAGACGGCCUCCCCCUGAUAAUGGAGUCAGAUGUCGGCAACUACCACACCCCAAUCAAACACCAUCGAAUGUCGCAAACGUGGCAAACUGCGUCACCCUUGAGACCAAUGACGAAUCGGCUUACCACUUACUUCAUGGCGGCAGGGAGCUUGGAGACUACCACACCUACGAACUUGCUGAUCUUACCCCACAAGGAGGCAACAGUAGCCAACACCAGGAUACACCCCAGAGGCCGAACAAUACCAAGCCAUUUCAAAUCUUCGAUCAGUCAGGAAGUAACCAUCUCCGAGAGGAACCUGCUUCCAGGAUGAAGAGCAAUUGCCAUGGUCUUUCGGGAGAAAGCCAAAGCCAACGGCACUCUACCUCGCAUACCGGCAUGGCAGACGAGACAGCAAAUCCGUCACUAUCUCCUGAUGAAGAAUACGACAGACUGAAGCGCCCUCUGGCUCUCGACCUACAUACGGUCGCAGGGAACGUCUAUGGCAAACUGGAUGACCCAAAGAGGUCUGAUCGAAAAGUCGAUGGCCCUGAUUCUCCGGAUUACUUUGUCUUGGAAAAACAAGAUGAAAAUCAAACCGACUCUCUGGAAUAUUUCGUCUUGGAAAAACAAGAAAAUGAAAUUAAAGUUGACGUAGAUAGGGAUGAUCAUGUAUAUUUUGUUCUUAAGUAAAAUUACAUUGUCUUUGGCAGAAACAGAGUGCUUUCUUUUCGAUUAUACAAAAUUCCAGGACGGCAUUGUUUUUCUAGAUUCUUAGAAAAAGGGGCAAAUUUGAACCAUUUUGUCCUGUUUUUGGAACCCUCGAGAAAAAAGGGUUUCCCAACAGGGUAUUACUUGCUAAAGAGCUUUAAAUAAUGAUAUAACGAAUCCAAAAGGUGCCAAAACGCACCGCCAAAACCAGUGUUUAAGGUGAUUUAGAUCCUUGUAGGGGACAUUUUAAGGUUCCAAAUACGGGACAGCAUAGAACCCUAUAAGAUUAUUUUUUUAUAUUGCACGAUACUACAAAACGUUUAUAAGUUAUUAUAAACAAUCAUUAGAAUGUCAAUAAACGGUUACACAGUCCCUUGUAUAUACAUCUUUCUUUGUAUUAACAGCUUAUUGAUAACCAGGUAUAGAUGAUUUGUUUUCUUUAUUCGAUGAGUGCUAUGCUAUGCUACCAUGACUUCGACAUCUGCAAUCUUUAUUUUUCAUUUUCAUUUCAUUUCAUUUCAUUUAUUUCAAAUUCUCAUUAAAAAACAUACAACAUACAAAUCAAAGAAUACACUACAUGUAUAUACAGAUAAGGAUACAAAAAUAGAACAACAACAGAAUAAAUGAGAAUAUGAGGGAGCCAGCAUAGGCCAAAGGCCUUUCUAAGGCUGGGCUCCCUAGACCAUAAUAAAAUCAUAAUAAUUGUAGAUGGGAGAGAGAGAGAGAGAAAGAGAGAGAGAAUCUAAAGUUAAUUCAUUGAGAAAUUUGUAUGUGUAUAGUUAAAGGGCAAGACCAGCCAAACAAAAAAUUAGUUGGUUUGAUAUGCAAAUGAGAACACUGAUGACAUCAUCCAGCACUAUUUCUUUUGUAUUCGUUAUAUGAAAUACGUAGUAUUCUAAUUUUCUCAUUGUCAUGUGAAGCGAAAUUUCAUUCAUCCCUGAACAUGUGGAAUUACCACUACUUCAGCAUUUUUCGGUUCAAAUAAGAGAUUCCUCAUUGUCAAAUCUGCAAAAAUUGAAAUAUUUGUAUAAUUCAAAUUAUAAAAAGAG
Molecule: messenger RNA, 2676 nt
Organism: Lytechinus variegatus (green sea urchin)
Lineage: Eukaryota; Metazoa; Echinodermata; Echinoidea; Temnopleuroida; Toxopneustidae
Exons: 5
Coding region: 179-1609 (476 amino acids)
Source: RefSeq, a predicted model, not a curated record